CUUACAUUAUUUACGGUAUUUCGCAUAGUUAAAAUUUAUUUAAGAUAAAUGGAUCGGAUUACAGUAUUCUGCAAUGACAAACAACAGAUCCAUUUCUCAAAAUCCAUUUUGUGUGAAUAUAGCGAGAGAAUAAAAACAAUGCUACGUCCUUAUUCAAACACAUCAGUCUUUUUUUACAUGCCAUAUUCCUCGGAUACUUUGAAACAAAUAAAAAAAUAUCUGGAAGAAGGAAGAGAAACCGUAAAAUCAAUACAGAAUGCAACGGACAUAUUUUGCGUAAGCAAACGAUUAGGCCUAGGUAAUUUGAAUAAAGAAUGUCGAGAUUUCAUGACCGAUUCGUCAAGAGUUAUAAACGUGUGUUAUGUACACGACUUAGCAUGCCAACAGAGGGAUGGCAGAUUGCUAUAUUUAUGCUGGAAUAUAUUAAGUUCGAAAUGGCAAGAAAUUUUUUCAUCGGACGAAUGGCUGAACUGUGAAGCAACAACCAUGGAUAGAAUCGUUCGCAGGCCAAUAAAUCCAUCUAUUGAGGAAGCAGACAUCUUCAAAAUAGUUUUAAAAUGGGCCAAGAAGAGAGUUAAUAAUGAAAAAUCUCUAAGGCAAGUCAUGAAACCAUUUCUUCCGUAUAUACGAUUUCUGACAAUGCCAGAAUGGUUUCUGGAAUCGCAAGUGUUUGUUGAACCGAUCUUAACAGACGUAGAGAGAGAUGCAAUAAGAUGCUACUUGCAAAAUAAAGAUUUCGACGAGACGUGGUUUAUUCCGGACAGUAUUUGUGAUAUUACAUGCCCAAGAAAGCACGAAUUGCUCUCGUCCUGGUUUUCUUAUGUUAAUCGAAGUGCAUACUUUAUUAACGCAGCAUGGAGUAUGAAUACAAAUAUUCGAUUUAUAUGCGACAUAGUUGCUAAGGAAGAUUGUUUUAUCAACAACGUUUAUCUUCCUAUAACACAUUGCAGAGAAGAAGGUAUAACUGUGAAGUUCUCUUAUUUUUUUAACUUGAUAUUACGGAAGAAAUUGCGUCCUAAAAAAGCAUGUUAUACGAACGGACGUGUUUUAUUUAGUGCUCCUCUACACAUUCGAAAGUUUACAUUUUAUCGAUUGAUUGCUAAAAUUAUAGAGAGAGACGUCAUUGCAGAAAAUAAGAUAAGAAUCAGUCCCUCGGCAAAUUACUACAAUCCGUUCGAAGGAAUUCAAAUUUUUAAAUAUUCGCAACCUGAAUUGAGAUUGAAUGAUGAAUUUGACUACUUCUACUUCGAUAUUAUGCCCUACUUUUAAAUACGGAUUCACAAAUUAAUUUUCCUCUUUAUUAUAUAAUGUUAAUCUCGUAAUAUUUAAAAAUUUAUGCAUUUUAAUUUCGAAUAAUUAAAAUUAACUUUUA
Molecule: messenger RNA, 1372 nt
Organism: Centruroides sculpturatus (bark scorpion)
Lineage: Eukaryota; Metazoa; Arthropoda; Arachnida; Scorpiones; Buthidae
Exons: 2
Coding region: 49-1269 (406 amino acids)
Source: RefSeq, a predicted model, not a curated record